This is a messenger RNA of Pseudo-nitzschia multistriata, 1785 nucleotides long. The record is from the annotation of a GenBank genome assembly. NCBI's taxonomy places the organism in Eukaryota, Bacillariophyta, Bacillariophyceae, Bacillariales, Bacillariaceae.
CUAGCUGAGAUUUUCACUUUCCCACUCGGUCAUGUCUGAAGGCUUUCCCGACCUGUUCACAACGCGAGCCGUUCAAGAGUACGAGUACUCUGGAUACCGAUUCUAAUUGCUAUUCGACGAAGCGUUCAUGACAUGAUCGCCGGCUCUACCCCACAAYAGAAAGGAAAAGAAAACAAAGAUAGAAAUAACCACAGACCCAGAACCGCUAAGACAAGGYAACCGCACGAAGAAGCAACAACAAGGAAUAAAACAAAUACAAUAUCCAAAACAACAACACACAAACCAUGAUUCAAUCCAUGUUCAUACUUUCAUCGACGGGCGAAGUCUUGAUCGAGCGACAUUUCCGGGACGCCCCUGUUUCUCGCUCGGUUUGCGAUUACUUCUGGGACAAGGCAUCCAAAGGGGUAAACCACCACGGAGGUCUUUCCACCACAACUUCACUCCUCACGAACGAAGAACAGCAAUUGUUGUUGCCUCUCGACGUGCUUCCCGUUAUGGAAGUACCYGAGACGAACCACGGAACCUUGUACAUCAUCAGCAUCCUGCGAGACGGUCUGUCGUAUCUGGCGGUCGUCCCGGGCGAAGUCAGCCCGCUCAUGAUUAUCGAAUUUCUGCACCGGGUUGCCGAUAUUUUCGUCGACUAUUUUGGGGAUCCGGCGGACGAGUCGGCCGUGAAGGAAAACUUCUCAACCGUCUAUCAGCUUUUGGAAGAAAUGGUGGACUAUGGCUGGCCACUGACCACCGAACCGAACGCGCUCAAGGCCAUGAUCCGGCCACCGUCGAUCAUGUCGAAGAUUUCUUCGGCGGUCUUUGCGAACACGAGUGUUUCGGACGCGCUUCCCAGUGGAACCAUAAGCAACAUGCCAUGGAGGGCGGCGGGCGUGACCUAUACGCAAAACGAAAUAUACAUGGACAUUGUGGAGGAGAUCGAUGCCAUCAUCGAUGCCGCGUCGGGAAAUAUUGUCCAGUCGGACGUUUCCGGAAAGAUCARGUGCCAGUGCCAACUCAGCGGGAUUCCAGAUCUCCUGCUCACAUUUACGGACCCAAAAUUGAUCGACGAUUGCUCGUUCCACCCGUGUGUGCGAUACGGACGCUACGAACGAGACAAUGUAGUGAGCUUUGUCCCCCCAGAUGGGAAUUUUGAAUUGAUGAAGUACUCGAUUAGCGCCGAUCGAAAGUCAAACUUUUCCCCGCCCCUGGAAUGCCAUUCACAAUGGAAUAUAUUCAAGCCACCGAAGAACAGCAAUAGUGGAAGCARYAGUGUCGAGAUCGAAUACUCUGCACGACUUAUGGUGACCRUAAGGGUACGAUCUCUCUCCUCCCUSAUYACAAGCGCGUCGCGGAACAACAAAGUAAGAAUGAUGGUCGAGGACGUCGCUGUCACCAUUCCAUUYCCCAAACAACUCCGAACGGCGUCUUUCCAGGUUUCGACUGGAUCGGUUGUGUACGACGAAGCAGGAAAGGUUGCAAAAUGGAAGCUCGGGAAGCUGGCGGACGACCCCACCCAACCGCGGGUGCAACUCGUUGCGACGCUCAAGAUGAAUCCUCCCAAAAAGCAUCGGAAAGACCACGGCGACAGCGAAGACGAGGAUGAAAAAGAAAUUAUUCGRUCACCCAAUUUGUCCUUGCACUGGAAGAUUCCUCUGACCUCUGUGAGUGGUUUGACGGUAAGCGGUUUGAGCAUUACCGGCGAGUCGUACCAACCCUACAAGGGAGUCCGGAAUGUCACCAAGAGUGGCUUGUACCAAGUACGAUAUAGUUAAGUAAUAAUAUUAAGCUGGYAAC